AACCCAUUAGCUCAUUACAGCAGUCCUUCUCUCAUAUUCUUCUAAUGGUUAGGGAGUGUGUUAGUUAGCCAUAGUUUAAAGAUCUCCAUGAAGGACAACUACAUGGACAAAAGAGCAAACAAUCUAACUGAGCAUUUAACUGUUUUUAGGAAGAUUAACUCGUGACUAGAUGAAAAUGUACUUGAAGAAGUGAACUGCUUUAUUGUUACUCAAGAAAUCCCUGGAAGAACAUCUGGAGCGUGCGGACCAAUAGCUUGAAGGAUGGCAUUUUGAAGGCGUUUCUGUGCAAUGAAUGUCGUUUUGGAUCACACUGACUUUGAAUGCAAGGUCAAAAACAGACAAUUUUCAAAAUAUGUCCCACAGAAGAAAGAAUGUCAAACUUAAUUUGGAAACAGUUGGAACAACAUGAUGAAUGCAGGCUGUGCCUGGUUUUAGGUGCAGAGAGCAGGGCGAGAGCUCUUUGCAGCAACUCAUGCCAAGAAUGGUUCGGGUAACGGGAGCAGGAGGACCAGGUUCCAGUGCUGAGGGUCUCCAGGGGCCUCUCAGAUCUUUGAAACCCCCUCGUGAGCUUAGUGUGGAGGAACAACAGGAGCUACGGAGAAAGAUCAACAGCCGUGAGAGGAAGAGAAUGCAGGACCUCAACGUGGCCAUGGAUGCUUUACGAGAGGUCAUGGUGCCCUACUCUUCUCCCACUGGUGUAGGUGGAGCACUGCAGCACCCUUACCUCCCUCCUGGAGCCCCUCCGACCGGACGGCGCCUGUCCAAGAUCUCCACACUGGUGCUGGCCCGUAACUACAUCCUGCUCCUAGGCUCCUCCUUGCAGGAGAUGAGGCGUCUGCUGGGCGAGGUCAGCAUCGGGAUGGGCAUCAGUGGGACUGUACCACGUCUGCUGCUGACAGGGGGGUGGCCGUUUCUUAACGGGCCAGGACAGCUUCUGCUUUCCCCUCCUGAGCAGCAAAUGGGUGCAGCAAAGUGCCCCUUUCUGCUUCAGGGUACCCAGGAGGAGCCCUUGCCAUGGGGGUCAGGCAGAAUAUCGGAGAACCUGGUGUGCCAGUGUGGGGUGUGUCGGACCACACGGGUGGUGCAUGUUAAUCCCGCCAUACGUUUCCCAAAGUGAUUCCAACAUGGAGAAAGGCUAAAAAAAUAAUAAUUCAAGGAACAUGCUAUUUUUUUAAUGUCUGUGAAGGGUGGGGUGUCUUGGUUAAUUUUUCGGUAACAUUUUACAAAAAGGUUCAAUUUGUUAACCUUAACUAAAAGUUAAUAGUUCACCCAAAAACUAAAAUUCUGUCAUAAUUUCUUCACCAUCAUGAUGUUUCCAAACCUGUUUUCUUUGCUGAAACACAAAUGAAGAAAUGUUCAUGUUCCACAGAAGAAAGACAGUAUCAUAAACAAACA
Molecule: messenger RNA, 1395 nt
Organism: Carassius auratus (goldfish)
Lineage: Eukaryota; Metazoa; Chordata; Actinopteri; Cypriniformes; Cyprinidae
Product: oligodendrocyte transcription factor 1-like
Exons: 3
Coding region: 413-1117 (234 amino acids)
Biological process (GO): positive regulation of transcription by RNA polymerase II; sensory organ development; axon development
Cellular component (GO): nucleus
Molecular function (GO): protein dimerization activity; DNA-binding transcription factor activity, RNA polymerase II-specific; E-box binding
Source: RefSeq, a predicted model, not a curated record